AUGGACAAAAACUCUACACCAGCUAUCAGUCUAGGUGACCUGCUGGUUGCCGCGCCCAUUGACAUGGACAAAUACGAGGCACUUUACAAACACUUCCAUGCUCAUCCGGAACUUUCCAACCUUGAGGCUCAAACUGCCAAAGCCGUUGCAGAGCAGCUGUCGCAGCUCCAAGCUUUCGAUAUCACUACCAAUAUCGGCGGCCAUGGACUUGUCGGCGUGCUGAAGAAUGGCCUAGGUAACACCAUCCUCCUACGCGCUGAUAUAGAUGCGCUCCCAAUAAAAGAAGAAACUGGUCUUUCAUACGCUAGUACAGUCACCAUGCCCGACAUUGAAGGCGUCAUGCGACCUGUGAUGCACGCCUGCGGUCACGAUAUGCAUAUGGCGUGUCUCCUUGCUGCGGCUGAACGCCUCGUCAAGCUGAAGCAGGAGUGGAGCGGCACAUUGAUUGUGCUAUUUCAGCCCGCGGAAGAGCGUGGCACUGGAGCAAAGGCCAUGGUAGACGAUGGUCUUUACGACAAGCACCAGAUUCCUGUGCCUGACUUUGUGCUUGGCCAGCAUGUUAUGGCGAUGCGAGCUGGAAGCGUAGGGUCAAAGACGGGGACAAUCAUGGCUGGUGCGGAUAGUAUGAAGAUUACGCUGUCUGGACUUGGUGGUCACGGUUCGCAACCCCAUCGAACAGUUGACCCUGCUGUCAUGGCAGCUCAUGUUGUAGUACGCCUUCAGUCAAUUGUCAGCAGAGAGAUUAACCCAAGCGAUAUCUCCGUCAUCACAGUCGGCAGUUUACAUGCCGGUCAGACAGAGAACGUCAUUGCAGACUCGGCAGAAAUCGGCCUUGACAUCCGCAGUGUGCGGCCGGAGACGCGGGAGAAGCUCCUGGCCUCGAUACAGCGGGUGGUAAAAGCCGAAUGUGAAGCAAGCGGUGCAACGGCCGCCCCCGUUUUCAAGAUGACUCGGCAUUUGCCAGUCACAGUGAACGACGAGUCGAUGACGACAACGCUGGCCACUAGCUUCAAAGAGCAUUUUGGAAAUGACUUUGAUGCGAACAUCACGGCAACUACCAUUUCAGAGGACUUCUCAGUUCUUGCGACGUCACAAGGUAAACCUUGUGCUUUUUGGCAUUGGGGCGGGAUAGAAACUGGGCUAUGGGAUGAGAAACUGGGAGAAGGAAGGUUGGACGAAAUCCCGGCAAAUCACACAGCAAGGUUUGCGCCUGUUAUACAGCCUACAUUGCGGACGGGUAUCGAUGCCCUUUGUAUUGGUGCACUUACUUUCUUCAAAAAGAGCUUGUGA
Colletotrichum spaethianum is the source of this 1290-nucleotide messenger RNA. RefSeq names its product hippurate hydrolase. Gene Ontology annotation, molecular function: hydrolase activity. Lineage: Eukaryota; Fungi; Ascomycota; Sordariomycetes; Glomerellales; Glomerellaceae. The record is from RefSeq and is a predicted model, not a curated record. Bases 1 to 1290 code for a protein of 429 amino acids. The transcript has 2 exons.